This is a messenger RNA of Cladocopium goreaui, 1542 nucleotides long. NCBI's taxonomy places the organism in Eukaryota, Dinophyceae, Suessiales, Symbiodiniaceae. The record is from the annotation of a GenBank genome assembly.
AUGAAAAUCAUACCUCUGACCCAAGGCAAAGAAGCUAAGGUUGAUGACCAAUUCUACGAUCAGCUUAUAGCGAUGGGUAGCUGGCGAUUCAACCGCACCAAUGUAGGCGGGUACGCCAGAAAUGACAACCACGGAAUGAUGCACCGAGUUGUCUGGCAGUUAGCAGGGAACAUUUUGUUGCCCUUCCCUAAAGGUCAGAUCGAUCAUCGGGACCUCGACAAACUGAACAAUCAAAUUAGCAACCUCCGGAAUGCCAACGCAUCACAACAGAAGGCCAACAUGAAGGACCGAGUAGAAAGUCGAGGAUAUCUCAAGGGUGUCUACUUGACAAAGUCUGGGAAUUGGUCAUCUCGCAUAGGUACCGGAGGCGGAAAAUCAAAGCACUUAGGCACAUUUGAAACGGGUCUCGAAGCCGCCUUAGCCUACGACGAAGCCGCCUUGGAACUCUUUGGUGAGUUUGCUCACUUGAAUUUUCCGGAGGUGUUCCGUGAAGCCGGACGUGUUCGAUAUUUCGGUCCUUGGAAUGACCCCGACGGGGCGUUGAAGAAGUUCCAGGCUCAGCGAGACGCCCUCAUGGCCGGGAUGGAACCCCAACAAGAAGGCGUGACUCUAAAGCACCUGGUUAAUUGCUUCCUUACCUCCAAGGAAGACGAUGUUGAUUCUGGCGACCUAAGCACUCGGACGUUCCGAGACUAUAAGGAAGCCUGCCAACGAUUCACCAAGCACAUUAGCAAGUACCGCACGGUCGAGAGCCUCACCCCACAAGACUUCGCUAAGGUCCGUAAGAAGCUGGCCAAGACCCGCGGCCCCGUGAGCAUCCUCAACGACAUCAGCCGCGUCCGCACGAUGUUCAAGUGGGGCGUCGAUCAAGAGAUUAUCGAUCAGCCACCCAGGUAUGGGCAGAAGUGGAAGAAGCCCAGCCAGACAAAGCUGAGACAGGCCAGGGCCGAGAAGGGCUCGAUGAUGUUCGAGCCGGAAGAGAUUAUUGCCUUGUUGGACGCUGCCAACCCGAAGCUGAGGGCCAUGAUCCUCUUGGGUUGCAAUUGCGCAUUCGGCCCGUCCGACUGUGCCAGGCUGAAGUGGUCGAUGGUCCAAAAAGGUUGGAUCAACUUCCCUAGGCCCAAGACUGGGAUCGCUCGGAGAGUACCUCUGUGGCCCGAGACAUUGGAUGCGUUACCCGCACCGAGCAGCGGUCUGGUAUUUCUGACCGCUAAAGGCAACCGCUUUGAUCCGGACAACGACAGGCCGCUUAGUAAGGAAUUGACAAAGUUGUCAAAGAGCUUGGGUAUCCAUCACCACGGCCGUAGUUUCUAUGGAUUCAGACGCGCUACACAAACAAUAGGUGAGGAAGUUGAUGCCAUUGCCACUAGUGCAAUCAUGGGGCAUGCUCCUAAACAAUCAGACAUGUCCGCCGUCUACCGACAAUACCUAUUCGAUCGUCGUUUGCUCAAUGUGGUGAGCCACGUUCGAGAGUGGGUGUUCGUCGCUCAGUUUUAUUCGGUGGCAGGGAUUUGGCCCAUUACUUACGUUGACGGCUUUUAG